AUGGAUUCGCAGUGGCAGCCCUACCAGGAUCCCUUAAUGGGGCAUCCCGCGCAGUUCAACAACGGGUUGACGUCUAAUCCACAACACCUAGCCUCAAAAUACGGUGCCCAGCCACAACACUCUCAGCCGCCGGUGGGAUACACCUACGAGCCUUUCCAGGCCCCCGGCACUACGGCCAAACCACCUUCGAUCGGUACAGCGUCCAGAACCGUCUCCAUGGCGUCGUCUCCAGCUGCGACGCCACGUAGUCGGGAUUAUGUCACCGAUGCGGACACCACGAUGGAGGAUGCGGAUCCGUACAACCGUGCCAAAUACUCUACGAGACCGACCCAGCACAGCCGACCUUCAUCACAAUACUUUCCAACUGAGGAGUCGUCGGCAGCUCGCAGGUAUUCUCCUAUGAAUGUCUUAUCUUCUUCCUUGUCAUUUAAUGCGAGUCCGGGGAAAUCGCAUAACUCGUAUGCUUUCCCGCCCGGGCCGAAUCAACCACGACGGUCGCCGACAAGGGGUUCAAGCUACGCCUCACCCCCCCAGGCGUUUCAAUCACCACCCUCUGCAUCACGGCCCCCUAGACUCCCCCCUCUACAGCCCGCCGAUAUGAGUUCCGACCAGUACUACCCGCCCUCUGCGGGCUCCCAACUCAAUGCGGCAUUUGCGCAAGAUGGUAGAUCGCCUCGUUCUGCAUCCAUAUCUGGGGGAAGCCAUCAGCCGGGCCGAGGCCCUAUACCAAAGUUUCAAAAAAUCAAGUCCAUCCAGGAACUCCAACCACGGAUGAAUGCGCAGCCAGCUUACAGACGCGCGAAUCCAGAGGGUGGCUUUAUUAGCCCUCUUCAAGCGUUGACGACACACCUCCCAGCGACAUACCGAAUAUGCAACCCGAAUUUCAACUAUGAGUCCUCGAGAAAUCCGAGGCGGGUCCUUACCAAGCCCAGCAAAGGCGUGAAGAAUGAUGGCUAUGACAAUGAGGAUAGUGACUACAUUCUAUAUGUCAACGACAUAUUAGGCAGUGAAGAAGCAGGCCAUAAGAAUCGUUACCUCAUCCUUGAUGUUUUGGGUCAAGGAACUUUCGGCCAGGUUGUAAAGUGUCAGAAUCUGAAAACGGGAGAAGUAGUAGCUGUGAAAGUCAUCAAGAACAAGACUGCCUACUUCAACCAGAGCAUGAUGGAGGUGUCGGUCUUAGAUCUGCUCAAUAGCAGAUAUGAUAAAAAUGACGAUCAUCAUUUGCUCCGGCUCAAAGAUACAUUUAUCCAUCGGCAGCAUCUGUGCUUGGUAUUCGAAUUGUUGAGUGUCAAUCUCUACGAGUUAAUCAAACAGAACCAAUUCCGGGGAUUGAGUACGACUUUGGUACGCGUAUUUGCACAGCAACUUCUAAACGCACUGAGCCUUCUGAACAAGGCGCAUUUGAUCCACUGCGAUCUUAAGCCUGAAAACAUCUUGUUGAAAAAUUUGGAGAGUCCCAUCAUCAAGGUCAUUGAUUUUGGGUCGGCCUGUGACGAGCGACAGACCGUCUACACGUAUAUUCAGUCCCGAUUUUACCGCUCACCAGAGGUCCUUCUUGGCUUGCCCUACUCAUCUGCGAUAGACAUGUGGUCUCUGGGAUGCAUUGUCGUCGAACUUUUCCUUGGCUUGCCAUUAUUUCCCGGGUCUUCGGAAUACAACCAGGUCUGCCGCAUUGUAGAAAUGCUUGGUCUGCCUCCAACAUGGAUGCUGGAGAUGGGCAAGCAGUCAGGUGAAUUCUUCGAGAAGACCCAGGACGAGUUCGGUCGGAAAACAUACCGGUUAAAGAGUCUGGAGCAAUAUUCUCGAGAGCACAACACAAAAGAACAGCCGAGCAAGAAGUACUUCCAAGCGUCGACGUUGGAAGAGAUUAUUCGCAGCUAUCCCAUGCCGAGGAAGAAUAUGAAGCAGGCAGAAAUUGAACGAGAAUUAAAUAACCGAGUGGCUUUCAUUGAUUUCGUUCGUGGCUUAUUGACGAUCAACCCCCUCGAGCGUUGGUCACCACAGCAAGCCAAAUUGCAUCCUUUCAUAACGCAACAGAAAUUCACGGGACCUUUUGUUCCCCCGAUGAACCUGAAGUAUUCGUCGCUGAACAAGACCGUUGCUCCUGGAAUCCAACAACAACAGCAAGCAGAAGCUGCCAGUAAACAGAGGGCAGCACAAGCAGCCCAUGCUCAAUCAGCCGCCCAGAAUGCAUAUGCUAUGCAGUUGAAUCAGUUCCAUACGCCCACACAUGCUCAGCCGCCACCGCCGCCUAUGUACAACGGCAUGUUCACUGGUCACCAACAAGGUGCCCCUCCACCAUACCCCACCCAGCCACCAGCCUACGGCCAUCAGAUGAACCUCAUACCGGGGCAGGUGCCCCAAGCACAAUACGCACCAUCCCAAAGCCUGUACGCGCAAGCGACAACUCGAGCUGGGCGGCAGCGUGCGUCCACCAUGGACCCUCAGGGGGGAGGUAUCCCACCGACAAUCCAACGUGUGGCCAGCCACCUCGACCCCAAUGCACCUAUUCGGUUGCAGCCUAGCCCGGCAUAUUAUCCACCUCCUCCAGAUGGGUAUGUCGACCCCAAUUCUGCCGGCCAAAGACGACGGGGAAGCCGUACAGGCGGGACAAGAAACCGCGACUUUAUUCGGACCCUUGAAGAUGGCGUUCUUGGGGGCGAAGGCUUUAUGGGCCAAAACCAGUGGCAUUGA
This is a messenger RNA of Aspergillus sclerotioniger CBS 115572, 2694 nucleotides long. RefSeq names its product putative protein kinase Yak1. Gene Ontology annotation, cellular component: cytoplasm; nucleus. The record is from RefSeq and is a predicted model, not a curated record. The coding region runs from base 1 to 2694 and encodes 897 amino acids. Gene Ontology annotation, molecular function: protein serine/threonine kinase activity; ATP binding; protein tyrosine kinase activity. NCBI's taxonomy places the organism in Eukaryota, Fungi, Ascomycota, Eurotiomycetes, Eurotiales, Aspergillaceae. The transcript has 8 exons. Gene Ontology annotation, biological process: peptidyl-serine phosphorylation; peptidyl-threonine phosphorylation.